AUGCGGACCUCCAAAUCCCUCCAGUCAUGGCGUUGGUACGCCGCCAUCGCCGCCAUACUUCCAGGCUGGUUAGCCAAUGCUAGCCCAUCUGUGAACGUCGCUCUUCAAGCAUCUUUUGAUGCAUCCCCAUAUCUCGUGGAACUACUUGAGUCCGCUGCAGAGGAAAACGCCACAUCCUACUUCCCAUUACUUGAUCGCGUCGCCGAUGGAGCCUUUGAAGAUGCCGCUACGGAAAAGGCACUCUACGACCGCUUCUUGCAGGUCGUCCAUGAAGAUGGCCAUCUCCGCACCGCCGAAGCCCUUUCCUCCUUUAAAUUGUCCCUUGCGGUUCGAUCAUCUGCGCCACGAAUUCAGGCGCAUUAUCAGUAUUAUAACACCUCUGUUCAGCACUCGUUGAUGGUGGCCCAAGAUGCAGUCUGUCCAGUUUGGGUUCAUUCCGAUGGGAAGCAGUAUUGUUCUUCCGCUAUGGAGCGAGCGCAGCAAGAUGUCCAAGGCGAAUUAGAUCCUAGAGAACUUGCCUUUGAUCGAGUCUUGGGCGAUGCAUCAUUACCUCCUACUGUGUUAUAUGCAGAUAUAUCCGACCCUAUGUUCAAGGAAUUUCAUGAGACCUUGACCGAUAUGGCCAAAGAAGGACAAAUUUCAUACCGUGUACGUUACCGUCCGCCUCAGCACCUGGAUCCUCGUCCGCUGUUUGUCCCAGGAUACGGCGUGGAACUAGCUUUGAAGCGAACGGACUAUAUUGUCAUUGAUGAUCGAGAUGCGGAGCUGCGAGGAAACAAUGAAGAUAUCCUGGAAGGCUCUCUGGAAGAAUUGAAGGAGGACUCCCCAGAUGACCUGCGGCCUCUCUCGGCCUCGGAGGUUUCGAGAUUGGGCUGGAACACCGCAGCCUAUGUUCGGGACAGCGAGAAUCCACUUGAUACUUUGAUCAAACUUUCUCAAAACUUCCCCAAGUAUUCAUCGGCGGUGGCUGCUCACAACGCUUCUGUGCCGCUGAAGAGAGAAAUCCGUGCAAACCGGGCACGGAUGAUCCCUGCCGGUGCUAACAUGAUGUGGAUUAAUGGUGUCCAGAUUGACCAGCGUCAGAUUGACGCUUUCUCCCUUCUUGACCAUCUUCGUCGCGAGCGCAAGUUGAUUGAGAAGUUCCAGGAACUGGGCUUCUCUGCCCAGGAUGCUGUGAAGCUCCUAUCACACCCUUUGCUGGCGGAAGCGAAUGCAGAUGAGUUUGCGCAAAGAUACGACUAUCGCGAUGCAUUGGAUGGCGGCGAGGUGAUCAUUUGGUUGAACAAUCUUGAGAAGGACUCUAGAUACCAGGAGUGGCCUAGUGACCUGCAAGCAUAUGUCCAGAAUGCCUACCCCGGCCAGUUGCCGCCAGUGGGCCGUGACUUGCAAAAUGUUGUUGUUCCAGUCGAUUUGUCAAAACAGGAGGAUAUGCUCUUGGUUCUCCAACAGAUUUUGACUUUCAUUAAGCGCGGAAUUCCUGUCAGAUUUGGUCUAGUACCUAUGGCGUCGUCACCAGAGUCUUUUGCGCAGCUCAAAGUAGCACACUAUCUUCAGGACACCUUUGGACUCUCCGCCUUUAUUCAAUAUUUGGAGGAGUCGGCUGCCAAGACGAAGGCAUGGAGCCCAGAUAAAGCCGUUUUCGCCUCUGUGACCAAGGAGCGGACGCCAAAGUCAAACAAGGAAGCAAUGUCCCUGGACGAUGUUCUAAAGAGUGAGCACUAUACCGCCAUAGCAGACCGUGCAUGCAAGUACCAGGCUCGUUUGAGCCUUAAUACUGAUGACCCUCAUUUCCUGGUCAAUGGAAUUCCAAUCUCCCGUGAGGGCAACUGGAUGCAGGAAAUGAGCAUGCAAAUCAGCAAGGAUUUGAAAUUGGUCGUGCAGGGUAUCGCUGAGGGAGUCUUCGAAGAGACCGCUUGGCUACCAGCGUUCUUCUUAGCGGCGGCAUUUGAGAGACGCAACACUUUCUUGAUGCCCGAAGACCCCAAGAGUGUGUUGAUGAGGGAUCUUGGCGGUGUCUUUGGAUCGGAUCCAGAAGUUCUGGCCGGCAUUCCUCGUAUUCCAUCUAACAAGGACGUACUGGAGACCGUGCACACUAUUGUCGUGGCAAACUUCGAGUCGGCAGAUGGACUGAAGAUAUUGACUGAUGCCCUGAGUCUCCGAAAGGCCCAUGAAGAAGUGGAGCUUCUGUUGCUACACAGCGGUGCUGUCGAUGCUGGAAGUGAUUCUAAUUUUGAAAAGAUUGAAAAGGCGCUCGCUGAGGGUGAAAGCAUCGACGAACUUCUCGCUACCCUCAGCUCACUGGAUGAUUCGUCCAAGGGCCCAUUAUUGGACAACACAAGUCACCUUGCCAGCCACCGGAACCUCAUCGAGAAUCUUGGCCUUAAAUUGUCUUCCAUCGCUCUUAUCGUCAACGGCAGAGUCGUGGGACUAUCACCAGGGCACGAUAUUAGUGUAGAGGAGAUGGCUCAGCUCAUCGCAUAUGAGCAUGGCAAGCGCAUUGAUCCCGUCGCAAAGAUCGUGAAGGACCUCAAGUUGGAAUCAAAGGUCUCUACACCCCUUGAACUUGCUAAGCUUACAUCACUGGUUGCUCAAUCGACAACUUCAGAUAUUCCAGAAGGAAUGUUUGAAAACACACCCGAUUAUAGAAUGGAUGUUUCUGGUAACUGGAGAACGGAUCACUCUGUCAUCACUGUUUCCAACUCUGAAGAUCCUUCGAUCAAUGUUGCUGUUGUCCUUGACCCUGCAUCUGAGGUGGCUCAGAGAUGGCUUCCUAUCCUCAAAGUUCUGUCUGAACUAGCUGGUGUCCAGCUGAAGAUCUUCUUAAAUCCUAAAGAGGAGAUCAAAGAGCUACCCGUCAAGCGAUUCUACCGCUAUGUCCUUGAUUCGGAGCCCACUUUUACCAGCGAUGGAGCUCUAUCGCGUCCUCAGGCUUCUUUCUCUGGAUUGCCUGUUGAGGCCUUGCUCACUCUGGGCAUGGAUGUGCCCAGCUCAUGGCUUGUCGCACCCCAGGACUCCAUACAUGAUCUGGACAACAUCAAGCUCAGCUCACUUAAAGCCGAGGCUAACGUGGAUGCCAUUUAUGCCCUGGAGCACAUUCUGAUUGAGGGCCACUCCCGCGACCUUACUACUAAGACCGCACCACGCGGCGUCCAGCUCAUCCUGGGCACUGAGCAAAACCCUCACUUUGCCGAUACCCUCAUCAUGGCCAACUUGGGCUACUUCCAAUUCAAGGCACAGCCAGGUCUUUGGCAGAUCAAUCUCAAGCCUGGUCGCAGUGAGAAGAUUUUCGACCUUGAAAGCGUUGGUGGCUCAGAGGACCACCCACGAGCCGGUGAGAACAGCAAAGAAGUCACCCUGCUCUCAUUCCAAGGCCGCACUCUCUUUCCCCGUCUCUCCCGCAAGGCAGGCUAUGAGACAGAAGACGUCCUAGAAACAGGCCAGCAGUCCGGCUCGGCAAUGGGCCUCGUAUCAAAGGGCCUAAGCUUCGCUUCCGGCGUCCUAUCUAGCGUUGGUGUCGGUUCCAAAUCUUCAGAGAAGCACGCCGACAUCAACAUCUUCUCUGUAGCCAGCGGCCACCUCUAUGAACGCAUGCUUAACAUCAUGAUGGUCUCCGUCAUGCGCAACACAAAGCACACCGUCAAGUUCUGGUUCAUCGAGCAAUUCCUCUCCCCCUCCUUCCGCGAUUUCCUCCCCCACCUCGCAGCCGAAUAUGGCUUUGCCUACGAAAUGGUCACAUACAAAUGGCCCCACUGGCUUCGCGCCCAGACCGAGAAACAGCGCGAAAUCUGGGGCUACAAGAUGCUUUUCCUGGACGUCCUUUUCCCGCUGUCCCUUGAAAAAGUUAUCUUCGUGGACGCGGACCAGAUCGUCCGAACCGACAUGUACGAUCUUGUCAGCCAUGAUCUCCAAGGCGCACCGUACGGCUUCACACCUAUGGGCGACUCGCGCACUGAGAUGGAAGGCUUCCGUUUCUGGAAACAGGGAUACUGGAAUACCUAUCUGCGGGGCCGGCCGUAUCAUAUUUCUGCGCUUUAUGUGGUUGAUCUGAACCGCUUCAGGGAACUGGCAGCUGGUGAUCGGUUGCGUGGACAGUACCAGAUGCUUUCGGCUGAUCCUAAUAGUUUGAGUAACCUUGAUCAAGACCUGCCGAAUCAUAUGCAGCAUCAUAUCCCUAUCCAUAGUUUGCCGCAAGAGUGGCUGUGGUGUGAGACUUGGUGUGCUGAUGAGGAUUUGGCAUCGGCAAGAACUAUUGACCUCUGUAAUAAUCCUUUGACGAAGGAACCUAAGUUGGAGCGGGCUAGGAGACAAGUUCCUGAGUGGACUGUUUAUGAUGAUGAGAUUGCUGCAUUGGCGAAAAGGCUUUCGGCUGAGAAGGAGGUUGAGUUUAUGGGGCAGAAUGAUGAUGGUGAAGAACGGAAGGAUGAGCUAUAG
This is a messenger RNA of Penicillium verhagenii, 4431 nucleotides long. Its product is annotated as putative UDP-glucose:glycoprotein glucosyltransferase. Bases 1 to 4431 code for a protein of 1476 amino acids. The record is from RefSeq and is a predicted model, not a curated record. Gene Ontology annotation, molecular function: UDP-glucose:glycoprotein glucosyltransferase activity. The transcript is spliced from 4 exons. Gene Ontology annotation, cellular component: endoplasmic reticulum. NCBI's taxonomy places the organism in Eukaryota, Fungi, Ascomycota, Eurotiomycetes, Eurotiales, Aspergillaceae.